UGAGCUGUUAUUUUUUUUAUUUGAAAAAUCAGCUAAAAUAGCUUUUCAGUAUUUUUCCAUUUGUAUUCACAGUCUUACACAUUAAGAUAAAUUAUGUGCAGUAUUUUAACUAUUCCAUAUGAACUACAAUGUGUUCUGUUUAUUACUUUUACAUUUCAUUUAUUUUGUUUUUAAUUCCUUGUUUGUAUAUUGUAUUACAACUGCAUAAGUUUUAAAUUGAGCGUCAUUUUUAAAACAUGUUAACAGUUUAAACUUUUCUAAUGUAUUAUGUUUAUGAACAAUGUCAUAGGCACCAAUCUUUUAUAAACACAGGGGAGGCAGGAAUAGCUAGACACCAAAUCCUAAGAAACAAAUCUAAAUUAUUGGUUGUAAUGUUUACUAAGUACUGCAGAAUUCCAGAGUUAGCCUGCCCACCUUGCCACCCCAGGUUUGGUGCCUAUGAAUAUCACAUAUUAUGCUAAACGUCCUCCUGCAUUCUAGGUAAAGUUGUUUAACUCAAUUCACACAAUUAUACCUUCUUAUUUUUUAAUGCUACCACCUUGCAUUUUAUCAUUUAAUUUUAUUCAGUAAAAAUUGACUAAUUUUAAUUCUGAACUUUUAUCACUUAUUUUGCCGUACCAGUGUACCUGAUGUUUUGUUUAUGGAUAGUUUCAUGUUAUUAUGACAGAAAAGUUGAUUUCUUUAAUUUUUUAUGUAUUUUAGGUUCUAGGUGUUUAAUUAAAUUGAUAAUCAUGAAUGUGAUCGGGAUAUCUGAUCUCGUUCCAACGCAAACACAAGGAAAAAUAUUAUGUUGCGAGUGUGGAACCGAAAUCGAGCCGAACCCGAGCAAUAUGUGCGUUGAUUGUUUACGAUGCAAAGUAGAUAUUACAGAUGGGAUACCAAAGCAUGGGAACCUACUGCAGUGUAAGAACUGUGUAAGAUACUUAUCGCCACCAGUAGCAUGGAUACCAGCUCAACCAGAGUCUCGUGAAUUGCUCGCUAUUUGUUUAAAACGAAUCAAAUCAGCGUUGCAACGCGUUAGGCUGGUGGAUGCUUCGUUUAUAUGGACGGAACCUCAUUCGAAACGUGUUAAAGUUAAAAUCACAGUUCAAAAAGAGGUUGAAGGCGGGACUUUCCUAGAACAAACAUUUGUGGUUGAAUACGUCAUUCAUAACCAUAUGUGCCCUGAUUGUCAUCGAGUUGAAGCAAAAGAUUAUUGGAAUUCAUCUGUGCAGGUCCGUCAAAAAGCUGGCCAUAAGAAAACUUUCUACUACCUUGAACAAGUGAUCCUUAAACACAAGAUGCAUCAGAAUACAACUAAAAUAUCACAGAAACCAAAUGGUUUGGAUUUUUAUUAUUCAUCAAAACAAGAUGCGCGAAAAUUCACAGAUUUCUUGAUGAGUGUUCUGCCAUGCAAGUACCAAUCCUCACAGAAGUUGGUGUCACAUGACACGCAUAGCAACACGUUUAAUUAUAAAACUUCCUUCUCAGUUGAAUUACCACCUGUAUGCAAGGACGAUAUAGUUUGUUUGCCAAAGAAACUUUCGCAACAACUUGGAAAUCUUGGUCAACUGUUGAUAUGCGUUCGCGUGACUAAUUGUAUUCAUCUCAUAGAUUUCAGUAGUUUACAAAUCGCUGAAGUGAGUGGUAGUUUGUACUGGAGGCACCCCUUCCAAGCGAUAUGCACACCUAAGAGUUUGAUAGAGUUUACAAUAAUGGAGAUCGAGAUCGUGAAGCAACGUCAUUUCAAAUCAGGACAAGGCUUGGUGUCUAAUAAGCAUGUUCUUGCUGAUUGCUGGGUUAUCAAAUCAAGUGAGCUUGGUAUGCACGAUGAAUAUAUCCACGUACGAACACACCUCGGUCAUCUACUUAAACCCGGUGAUGCAGCGCUUGGGCUUGACCUUAAGAACUCGAACGUUAAUAAUGAUGACUUGGAUAAAAUGAAGGGAAUGCCAGAUGUGAUUCUCGUAAGAAAAGUUUUUGCUGACCGUCAGCGUCGUCGACGGCGAAGGAAUUGGAAACUCCAGAGGAUCGGAGAGCGAGGAUCCUCCGUUGACGGGGAGGAGGGAUACACUGAGUUCCUGGAAGAUCUGGAGGAAGACAAGGAGUUUAGGAAGAACAUCGAUAUAUAUAUCGAUGGAGACGUCCCUUCAAGCGCUGAUGAAACUGAGUUUCCAUCAGUAUCGUUGCAGGAGAUGUUGCAAGACCUGUCAAUCAAGGAUGAUGUAGAAAUGGAUGGCGAAUCAUAAAUGGCAUUGUUAUGAAAUAAAAUUCAAUUGAGGGGUUAAAA
Molecule: messenger RNA, 2269 nt
Organism: Ciona intestinalis (vase tunicate)
Lineage: Eukaryota; Metazoa; Chordata; Ascidiacea; Phlebobranchia; Cionidae
Source: RefSeq, a predicted model, not a curated record